ACCGGUUUAAAAAAAUUGUAUACACAGGCCAACAGGAGCGCAAGCUAUAACCGUUUUAAAAAUUGCAGUUGGAUGAAGUAACCAUGGUAUCUGUAUGACUGUGCAACCACUACUUAUGUUAAAAUAAAAUAGUAAAAAAGUACUGGUAAUGAAUUGGAGUCGUUAUAACUAUUUUGGCUGUUGUGGUAGGUCAAACAGCAUAACUCCACAGUUGUGUAGGUCGUUAAUCAAAAAUUAUUUCAGCCGAUGGAGAAAAAAAGGGCACAGUGCGUAACGGCGGACAAAAGAGGUGACAUUAGGGAAACCUCAUCAAUCUGCCACGAGCCAGGGUGACAAUAGCAUUAGCAUACCAAUACGCCGCUCAGGCCGCCAAUCAGAAUGCAGGACAUUCGUUGCAGCCACGGGCUGCAGGGUAUAAAGUCUCAGUCUGCGGCACAGGCAUUUCACACAGCUUCGAGCUACUAAGGAUUUACGACGAAUCACGAAACCAUCUGGAACUCUAUCCAUAUCAACAUGACUCUGGAAGAAGUCUUGGUUCAAGAGACCGCCGUGAGACCACAGUCCACUGGGAAGGCACUAGAAGAAGUUUUGGUUUCGGCUAAGAACAACGAGUGCCUUACGAUCGGCGUCUACGAGUCCGCUAAAGUCAUGAAUGUUGACCCAGACAGCGUUUCUUUCUGCGUCUUGGCUACCGAUGAGGAGUACGAGUGUGACAUCGCUCUGCAGAUCCAUUUCACGCUUAUCCAGGCGUUCUGCUUCGACAACGACAUCAGCAUCGUCAGAGUGAACGACCUGCAGCGACUUGUGGAGAUCUUGGGCGACAAAGCCGGCGAUCUUGAAGAUGCCCACUGCGUUCUGAUCACGAACCCAAAUGAGGAUUCGUGGAAGGACCCAGCUCUGGAGAAGCUGCACCUGUUCUGCGAGGAAAGCCGCAGCCUGAACGACUGGGUGCCUGAAAUCACUCUCCUUGAGCGCUGAACCGGGACUUUACAACUUUCCGCUGAGAUGCUGUAAACCUGAAGGAAUAAUCAUCCUACACCGGACAAGGAUGGUGCAGAUUCCACACAUCCCUGGAUGUUCCUGACGAGGGAUCAAGUUCCAGGAAGCGCGAGGACCGGUCAGAGAGGGUCCUUGCGGUCGCCCCGGUCUGUCGGUUAAUGCCAGAAAAUCCCCCGUCCUUUGUGCGGAUGCGGCCUGGUAUACCACUGCGGGGAAGGAAGUGGCGAGUUUUACUCCUGUUGUGAAAGGGAGAAAACGUCGCGUGAGGGACACAGUUUUGAAGAAUGGAGUUUUGAAGACACCGUGAGGGUGUUUUCUCUUUUCGGACAGUUGUUGUGCAACAAGUCUGAACUGUUAUUAAGAAGAUAUUUUUACACUAUGGCGUGCUUAAAUGUUUGAUUAAUGCUACAAUAAAAACCUAAAAUGU
Messenger RNA from Anguilla anguilla (European eel), 1426 nucleotides. Its product is annotated as growth arrest and DNA damage-inducible protein GADD45 gamma-like. Lineage: Eukaryota; Metazoa; Chordata; Actinopteri; Anguilliformes; Anguillidae. The coding region runs from base 514 to 978 and encodes 154 amino acids. The record is from RefSeq and is a predicted model, not a curated record. The transcript is spliced from 3 exons. Gene Ontology annotation, cellular component: cytoplasm; nucleus. Gene Ontology annotation, biological process: regulation of cell cycle.